AUGGCUUUGGCUAAUUUUCUUGGCGUGUUCUUAUCGAUGGAGUUAAUAGCAAGUGGCCAUAGAUUUGGAGCAAAUGGCUUGAGCAUGAACUAUUAUGUCUUCAAUUGCCCAUUAGCUGAGCCAAUUCUGAGAAACACAGUGACAAGCGCUUUGCAGUCUGAUCCUACCUUAGCUGCUGCUCUUGUUAGAAUGCAUUUUCAUGAUUGCUGGAUACAAGGAUGUGAUGGGUCUAUCCUACUUGAAUCAACAAAGGAUAACAAAGCAGAGAAGGAUUCUCCAGGAAAUCUAAGUCUGAGAGGGUUCAAGCUAAUUGAUGAUGUAAAGGAGCAACUUGAAAACCAAUGCCCUGGUGUUGUCUCAUGUGCUGAUAUCGUAGCAAUGGCUGCUAGAGAGGCAGUUGCUUGGUCAGGAGGGCCAGUGUAUGACAUACCAACAGGAAGAAAAGAUGGAAGGAGGUCUAAAAUUGAAGAUACUUUCAAUUUGCCAUUUCCAACUUUUAAUGCCUCAGAGCUCAUCAGAGUUUUUGGCCAACGUGGUUUCAGUGCCCAGGAAAUGGUUGCUUUGUCUGGGGCGCAUACACUAGGGGUGGCAAGAUGUUCAUCCUUCAAAAACAGGUUGAGCAACCCUAUUGACCCAACCAUGGAUUCAGACUUUUCCAGAACAUUGUCCAAAACAUGUAGUGGAGGAGACAAUGCAGAGCAACCCUUCGAUAUCACAAGAAAUAAUUUUGAUGGCUUCUACUUCCAAGCAUUGCAGAGGAAAGCUGGAGUUCUUUUUUCAGACCAAACCCUAUACGGUAACCCAAAAACAAAAGCAGUUGUCAAUAACUAUGCUCUGAACCAGGCCAUGUUUUUCCUUGAUUUUCAACAGGCAAUGGUGAAAAUGAGUUUGCUUGAUGUCAAGGAAGGUUCAAAAGGAGAAGUAAGAGCAGAUUGUCGUAAAAUUAACUGA
Messenger RNA from Dovyalis caffra, 951 nucleotides. Lineage: Eukaryota; Viridiplantae; Streptophyta; Magnoliopsida; Malpighiales; Salicaceae. The record is from the annotation of a GenBank genome assembly.